AUGGUGGCCGCCGCCCCCGCUGCCGCCGCGGCGAUGAGGAAAAGCUUCCUGGUGCCCGAGAUCAAGCCCCUGGAUCAGUAUGACUUCCCCCGGGCGCGCAGCGCCGCCAGCCUGGCCUGGGCGCUGGCCAAGGGCUACGGGGGCGCAGAGAACGUGCCGGAGGAGCUGCGCGACCCCUUCUACACAGACCAGUAUGAGCAGGAGCACAUCAAGCCGCCCGUGACACGCCUGCUGCUCUCCUCAGACAUUUACUGCCGGGCCUGCCGCCAGGUGCUGCCCCCUGACGAUGCGGCUGCGCCCGCCCCCAAGGACAACGCUGCCCUGCUGGCGCUGCUGGGGCACCGUGGCUUGGCCCCCACCUACCAGGACAAGGCCGUCAAGGAGGCCGACCUGCGCCAGAAACCCAUCAAGAUGGGUGCACACCUGGCAGUGAUCGACUCCCUGAUGAUAGCCUUUGCUGUGGAAUCCACCCUCUCACUGAGUGCCCCCCCUGGCACCGACCUUGGCGCCAGCUCCUGGGAGCAGAAGCUCCUCUGCUGGGUGGACACGGUGAACCGCAAGCUGCAGGAGAGCACAGAGCGUGAGGGCUCGCAGCAGCCAGCGCCUGGCACAGAGGGCCAGGGCCAGUCCCCAGCAAGCGGCCCCAAGUGUCCCACCAGGUGGUACUGGAAACUGGUUCCUCAUGCCAUCGCUUUUUGUUUGAAGGAGUCGGGGAGUAAACCUCCUGUGAUCCGGUACCGGAAGGACAAGGUGCUGCCCAAACAGACACCCUGCUUCACACCCGUCAUGGGCAUGAAGGACUUGGCCAACGGGGGUGCCAUCGCCGCCACCAUCCACUAUUACUGCCCUGAUGUGGUGCGUCUGGAGGACGUGUGCCUGAAGGAGACCAUGUCGGUGGCCGACAGCCUCUACAACCUGCAGCUCAUCCAGGACUUCUGCACUGAGUACCUGGGCAGCUGCUGCCCCCUGGCACUGGAGGACCUGCUCUAUGUGCCCCCAGUGCUGAGGAUCAACAUUGGGGUGUUCCUGGCUGAGCUCUUCCUGUGCUUCGAGGUGCUCAAGCCGGACUUUGUGCGCCCCAAGGAGCUGAGGGGACUCAAAGAUCCGCCUUCAAUGAGCGACUCCCUGACGCCCAGCAGUGGGAACAGCAAUAGUGGUUCCCCGGUGUUCAGCUUCCUACACCCGCUCCUGCCAGGCGGGCAGCCGCAGUCCCCGCUCAGAGGCUCGCUAGGUUCCAUGCACCACUCUACCUCAAUGUCCCAUGUGGAGGGCGGAUUUGGCAAACCCUGGAGCAAGAAACAGCUGAGCCAUCCGCUGUCGCAGGCCGUGUCAUUUAGCAUCCCCUUUGGGCUGGACAGUGACGUGGACAUCGUGAUGGGGAACCCCGUGGGCAUGCUGCGCUCCAUCAGCUCAGACAGCUUGGCACCUGUGCCCACCCGCUUGGCCCGCUCCCCUGGCCGCCCCCCCGUGGAGAACGGGCUGGCGGACGGGUACCCCGACCUGCCCACCAUUGAGGAGGCCCUGCAGAUCAUCCACAGCAGCGAGCGCCUGCACCCCGAGGGGGCGGCCGACGGCUUCUACCUGCAUUCGCCAGAGCCAACCAAGCCCACCCAGGCGCCCGAGCCCACGCCAGCACUGGCUGUCUACCGCUUCCACAGCGGGCCCCCCAACGGGCGUGCUGAGGGCCCCACCCCCCCUGGGGACGGCAGCUUGGACUCGGACGCUGAGGACCCUGCCCGCCUGCCUGGCACCAAGGACGACACCUCCUCGGGCCUGAGCUCGCUGAGCUCCCAGCCCGACAGCGCAGGCUCCUCAGGCGCUGGCGUGCGCAUGACCAGCUUCGCCGAGCGCAAGAAGAAGCUGGUGGCCCCCGAGGGCAAGGCCUUGCAGAAGAGCACCGGUGAGAGCUCGGAGGCAGGCGCCGUGCCCCCUGAGGACAGUCCUGGCCGCAGCCCUGCCCUGAGCUCCGAGAUGAGCCAGCUGGGUGCCCGGCUGGAGGAGAAGCGACGCGCCAUUGAGGCGCAGAAGAAGCGCAUCGAGGCCAUCUUUGCCAAGCACCGCCAGCGUCUGGGCAAGAGCGCCUUCCUGCAGCUCAAACGCAGGGAGGGGGGAGAGGAGGAGGAGGAGGAGGGGGAGGCCAAGCUGUCGCUGGAGGAGCGGCUGGCCCGGCUGGAGGCAGAGGAGGACGGGGGCAGCCUGCAGGUGCAGGCUGAGGAGGAUGGGCCAAGCCAGGGCCGCCUGGAGAAGCAGGUGACGUUCUCGCCAGAGAUCAAGGGGGCCCCACUGGAUGAGAACCUGGGCGAUUACAACCGGGCCGUGGCCAAGCUGAACACGGCGCUGAGCUCCCUGCAGCUGGACAUGCACCGCCUGAGCCAGCAGCAGCAGCGCCUGCUCCAGGAGAAGAAGCCCAGCCAGGCCUGGGUCAUCCCGGCCCCCAAGGGCCCCGCCCCACGGGCCAGCCGGGAAUUCGUGCCACCCCGCUCCGUGGAGCUCUCGUCCUCUUCGCCCUCGCCUUCCCCCUCCCGUAAGCCCCCCGUCCCCACUGCGCCCCGCUCGCCCCAGCCAGCCCCCAAGAAGGCUGCCCCCACGCCCCCCAAGAGUCCCAAGCAUGCCCGGCCUGUGGAGCUGAAGCUGCCUCCCCUGACGCGGGUGCUGACGCCCCCCCACAACGUGGACACCCUGCCCCACCUGCGCAAGUUCUCGCCCAGCCAGGUGCCCAUGCAGACCCGUUCCUCCAUCCACUUCUCGGAGGAGGUAGCUGGGCCGGAGCAGACACUUGAGUCCCCUGACCUCAUUGAGAUCCCACUGUCCAGCCUCCAGGCUGAGGAGGGUGACGGGGAUGACUCGCUGGAGGAGUCGCUGACCGAGGUGAUGGAUGCAGAGCCACGGGCUGGCCUGGGAUUCUUCUUCAAGGAUGACGAGAAGCCGGAGGACGAGAUGGCCCAGAAACGGGCCAGCCUGCUGGAGCGCCAGCAGCGGCGCAAUGAGGAGGCGCGGCAGCGCAAGCAGUGGCUGGAGGCUGAGAAGGAGCAGAAGGAGGAGGCAGCCAGGUGGGCAGGGGGGAGGAGCCCUACAGCAGGGCUGGCUGGGGGGGCUUUGGGGCAGAGCCCAGCCCCUCAUGGCCAUACUCCCUGUGCCAGGCUGCAGACAGAGGAGCGCCCACGGCCGGAGGAGGAAGCAAGCCCACGGCGCGGUGACUUCACACGCCAGGAGUACCUGCGGCGCCACCAGCUGAAGCUCAUGGAGGACCUGGACAAGGUGCUGCGACAGAAGCCAACCACGGUGCGCGCCCUCAAGAAGGGACGGCCCAAGACGGUGUUCUGUGACGACUCGGCCCUGGCCCGCAGCCCGGUCAAGGGGCUCCUCGGAUCCAGGCUCAGCAAGGUGUACUCCCAGUCGACCCUGUCCCUCUCCACCGUGGCCAACGACCCUGGGACCUCGCUGACUGUCAAGAGACCCUCCAGAGCCGCCUCCCCCUCAGGCCUGAUGUCCCCCAGCCGGCUGCUGGGCAGCCAGAGCCGUGAGCGGGACUGGGAGAAUGCAUCUACUGCCUCGUCGCCUGCCUCUGUGCCUGAGUACACAGGGCCCAAGCUGUAUAAAGAGCCGAGCGCCAAGUCCAACAAGCACAUCAUCCACAAUGCGCUGUCACACUGCUGCCUGGCUGGCCGCGUCAACGAGCCCCACAAGAACAAGAUCCUGGAGGAGAUGGAAAGGAGCAAGGCCCAUCACUUCCUGAUCCUGUUCCGAGACUCCAGCUGCCAGUUCCGGGCGCUCUACACACCGGCAGGGGAGACAGAGGAGCUGACGCGCUUGACGGGCUAUGGUCCCCGCACCAUCAGCCAGGCCAUGAUCGAGGGCAUCUACAAGUACAACUCGGACCGCAAGCGCUUCACCCAGAUCCCUGCCAAGACCAUGUCCAUGAGUGUCGAUGCCAUCACCAUCCAGGGCCACCUCUGGCAGACCAAGAAGCCAGGCACUCCUAAGAAGCCAGGCACCCCUAAAUAACCUCUCCUGGCCUCUCUGAGCUGAGCUAAUCCUUCACACAGCUGCUGCUGCUGCAGGACCCCUCUGCCCCGGCUGUGUGCCCAGGCAGGGCCCAGCAAGGCGGGGGAAAGGCUUAUCCUGGGAACUGCCAAAUACACUAAUAAACUAUGGGGUCAAAGGGCACAGGGGAGAGAACUGACUUGGUAAGGCCUGGCCCUGCCCCCAACCUAUGCUGAGGGGAGGGGCUAG
Emys orbicularis (European pond turtle) is the source of this 4233-nucleotide messenger RNA. RefSeq names its product calmodulin regulated spectrin associated protein family member 3 (gene CAMSAP3). Gene Ontology annotation, cellular component: microtubule minus-end. NCBI's taxonomy places the organism in Eukaryota, Metazoa, Chordata, Testudines, Emydidae. Gene Ontology annotation, biological process: negative regulation of microtubule depolymerization; cytoplasmic microtubule organization; neuron projection development. Bases 1 to 4005 code for a protein of 1334 amino acids. Gene Ontology annotation, molecular function: spectrin binding; calmodulin binding; microtubule minus-end binding. The transcript has 21 exons. The record is from RefSeq and is a predicted model, not a curated record.